AGAGACUCCACCAGCGGAGGUCCCGAAGUUGAGGUUCCGCAGUCCAGACUCUGCAGCCAGCCGCCGUGCAAAGUGACCUCUCUUUUCCUGACCUUUGCCUGUUUGCGUCCUUCGGAGAUGAUGGUUGUGUGUGCAGCGGCAGCUGUCCGGUUCUUGGCCGUGUUUACAAUGAUGGCUCUCUGCAGCCUCCCUCUGCUAGGAGCCAGUGCCACCUUGAACUCAGUUCUCAUCAAUUCCAACGCGAUCAAGAACCUGCCCCCACCGCUGGGUGGUGCUGGGGGGCAGCCGGGCUCUGCUGUCAGUGUGGCGCCGGGAGUUCUCUAUGAGGGCGGGAACAAGUACCAGACUCUUGACAACUACCAGCCCUACCCUUGCGCUGAAGAUGAGGAGUGCGGCUCUGACGAGUACUGCUCCAGCCCCAGCCGCGGGGCAGCCGGCGUCGGAGGUGUACAGAUCUGUCUGGCUUGCCGAAAGCGCAGGAAGCGCUGCAUGAGGCACGCUAUGUGCUGCCCCGGGAACUACUGCAAAAAUGGAAUAUGCAUGCCCUCUGACCACAGCCAUUUUCCUCGAGGGGAAAUUGAGGAAAGCAUCAUUGAAAACCUUGGUAAUGACCACAACGCCGCCGCGGGGGAUGGAUAUCCCAGAAGAACCACACUGACUUCAAAAAUAUAUCACACCAAAGGACAAGAAGGCUCCGUCUGCCUCCGAUCAUCAGACUGUGCCGCAGGGCUGUGUUGUGCAAGACACUUCUGGUCCAAGAUCUGUAAACCUGUCCUUAAAGAAGGUCAGGUGUGCACCAAGCACAAACGGAAAGGCUCCCACGGGCUGGAGAUAUUCCAGCGCUGUUACUGCGGGGAAGGCCUGGCUUGCAGGAUACAGAAAGAUCACCAUCAAGCCAGCAAUUCUUCUAGGCUCCACACCUGCCAGAGACACUAAACCGACAGUCUAAAUAUGAUGGACUCUUUUUAUCUAAUAUAUGCUACGAAAAUCCUUUAUGAUUUGUCAGCUCAAUCCCAAGGAUGUAGGAAUCUUCAGUGUGUAAUUAAGCAUUCCGACAAUACCUUCCAAAAGCUCUGGAGUGUAAGGACUUUGUUUCUUGAUGGAACUCCCCUGUGAUUGCAGUAAAUUACUGUGUUGUAAAUCCUCAGUGUGGCACUUACCUGUAAAUGCAGCAAAACUUUUAAUUAUUUUUCUAGAGGUGUGCUACAUUGCCUUGUUUCUCUUGCAUGUAAAUUUUUUUUGUACACGGUUGAUUGUCUUGACUCAUAAAUAUUCUAUAUUGAAGUAAUUUUGGUUUACAGUUCUUAAAUGUGUAACCCUUUCUGCUUCAAUGUCUAGGGGGUCGAAUGUAAGGAGAAAUGGAAUAGUCGGUGAUAGGCAUCUAAAAUUUAACAUGAAAGUAUCAGUUUAUUUCCUGAGAUGUGCUCUCUGCUUAGAUUCUCUCUCUCUCUCUCUCCCUCUCUCUCUCUCUCUCUCUCUCUCUCUCUCUCACACACACACACACACACACACACACACACACACACAUCUCUCCUCUCUAGUUCUGUCUCUCUCAGCUGGUAGUCCUUGAAAUAAAAUUUAACAUUUAAUAAUCAUUAAGUUAGAAGUAUAGAUACAUUUGGGGCUCUGUGUGUGUGUGAGAGAGAGGGGGGGUUAAAAUGAUAAGAUAUAUUGUCUGUGUGUGAGUUAGUUUAAAGAGAAUGUAUCUACAUUGAUAAAACUCAAAUGGCUUUGGUAAUAUGGGCUUGAAUUUGGUAUAACUACCUUCAAAACUUCUAACAAGUGUGGUUGGUGCUUUUGCCUAUAAUCCCAGGAUUUUGGAGGCUGAGGCAGAGGGAUGCCCAUGAACUCAGGUCCAUUCUGGCCAACUCUUUCUAUAGAACAAUGUUCAGUUUCAAAAAAAACAUCAACCAAAAGUAGUUAACAACCAAUUAAUAUUCACCUAAGUGACCAACAGUUAUUGGAAGGGAGGGAAUGCCCAAGCAAGUGAUUCCAGAUGAUGGGCAGAAUUCAGAAGAGAUUAUGCAGAAGGAAGCCUGCCAACUUAAGCCAAAUAAUUAAUUCUGAAUAUUUUAGAUCCUCUGACAUGCUGAAGAAUUGUUUCAAUCACUUUGAUUUAAAAAAUAAUUACUAAACAAUCAUAAAUUCUAGAAUGUAACACUUCUCUUGCCAAGAAAUUAUUUCAUUUUUUGCUUCACCUGUACUCCAUUGAUUGGAAUGAGAAUGGCUUUAUUAAAAAAAAAAA
Mus musculus (house mouse) is the source of this 2245-nucleotide messenger RNA. RefSeq names its product dickkopf WNT signaling pathway inhibitor 1 (gene Dkk1). The transcript is spliced from 4 exons. Gene Ontology annotation, cellular component: plasma membrane; extracellular region. NCBI's taxonomy places the organism in Eukaryota, Metazoa, Chordata, Mammalia, Rodentia, Muridae. Bases 118 to 936 code for a protein of 272 amino acids. The record is from RefSeq and is marked validated. Gene Ontology annotation, molecular function: co-receptor binding; receptor antagonist activity; low-density lipoprotein particle receptor binding. Gene Ontology annotation, biological process: positive regulation of gene expression; regulation of receptor internalization; negative regulation of cardiac muscle cell differentiation.